This is a messenger RNA of Osmia lignaria (orchard mason bee), 1520 nucleotides long. RefSeq names its product glyoxylate/hydroxypyruvate reductase A. NCBI's taxonomy places the organism in Eukaryota, Metazoa, Arthropoda, Insecta, Hymenoptera, Megachilidae. The record is from RefSeq and is a predicted model, not a curated record. Gene Ontology annotation, molecular function: NAD binding.
UUUAAAUUUAAUUUUGUAGCGUCCUUUGGUUGAAGUUAAACCAUAUUCCCGCGUAUCGACAUGGCGCAUAACGUUGCAAUUCUAUCCCUGAUUCCUAGGUUAUCUUACCAUAUUCGAAUGCAACUUCCAAAUUUAACAGUAUUUGACGUUUCGCCAGAUAAAACUGAUACAAUAGAAAAAUUAAAAAGUGCAGAUAUACUUGUAACUGAUUGUGAUUUGUUUCUACCAUAUACAGAUAAAUUACCAUCCUUAAAGUGGGCCCAAGUAACAUGGGCUGGUGUUGAAAAGUUAGUUUCCAAUUCACAAGAUAAACAAAUUAAUUAUGUAGUUACACGUUUUUCUUCCAAGGCUUUUGGUUUAGCUAUGUCUGAGUAUGUAAUAGCACAUAUUUUUAAUUUUGAACGCAAUCAAAGACAGCAAUACAAAAAUCAGAAGCAGAGACAAUGGAUAACAAGUGGAAAAAUUUUGUCUCACAGAUUAAUUUGUGAUUUAUCUGUGGGUAUUCUAGGUUUAGGAAAUAUUGGAAAAUCAAUUGCACAAAACUUGAAAGUAUUUGGAGCCACUGUAUGGGGAAUUACACGGACACCACUGAAAGAAACUUUACAUUACCUUGAUGAACACAGAACAAUUGAAUCUUUACCUGAAAUGCUGGCACACUGUGAUUAUAUCAUUAAUGUUCUACCAUCUACACCUAAUACCAUAGGUUUAUUAAAUGGGAAUGUAUUAGAGAAUUGCAAAAAUCGUGGUAGCGUUUUUAUCAACAUUGGUCGAGGUACAAUUAUCAAAGAAAUAGACUUAUUAACUGCUCUUGAAGAACAGUGGAUUUCUGGAGCUAUUUUGGAUGUUUUUGAAGAAGAACCACUGCCAACAGAAAGUAAAUUGUGGACAUUACCACAGGUUACUAUAUCACCACAUGUCUCAGGAGUAUCUCGUGCUCAGGAUGUAGUACAAUUUUUUGUUGAGAACUAUAAAAAAUUUGCUAAAGGUGAAAAUUUGUUGAAUGAAGUACAUUUCAAAGAAGGUUAUUAAUUAUUAAGAUGUCCAUUAAGUAUUCAUGGAACUCUUAUUCAAUAUAGCAACUGCAUAUAGUACAAAAUUAACAUAAAAAAUUUGUAAUUAUAGUAUUUUAUAAAGUUAAAAUAAUAUAAAUAUAACCAUUUUAAUAAUAUAUUAUAUAUGAUAAUGUAUAUGUAUGUAUGUAUAUUAUUAUUAUUAUUAUUUCUGUAGAACUUUCUUAAAAAAUAUUUAUUCUGCUUCUUGUGAUACUGAAUUUGAAGAUGGUUUUAAACCUCGUAUACUGAGGUCAUAAACUACUUCUUCUACUUUUUUAACAGCAUAUUUUAAGCCAUCAAAACGUUUUCUUAAGGAAUCAUUCUUCAAAUGUAAAAGUCUAAAGCCUGCAUUUAGUUCACUCACAAAUCUGGCUAUUUCUAUAGGUCGAUUAUAAUCACCAUUAGUGACACUAUUUAUGGCAAAACGACUCUGAAAUACAAUGCUUAAUAAGUAAUGGUAAUUAUUUA